Messenger RNA from Brassica rapa (field mustard), 4859 nucleotides. RefSeq lists its product as uncharacterized. Lineage: Eukaryota; Viridiplantae; Streptophyta; Magnoliopsida; Brassicales; Brassicaceae. The record is from RefSeq and is a predicted model, not a curated record.
CAUUUUGGUCAUUUUGAUCCUUAUAAUCUAUAUUUGUGACAUAAACAUUUUUAGUGCUAUCCUAGAGUAUUUCUCUUAUAUAAAAUUUAAAUAUUGUUAAUUUAUUAUUUAACUGCUGCUGCAUUUAGUGGUUAACCAGUCAUAAGUAUCCCUCAAGCGUACUAAUUUCUAACCGCAGAACCAGUCGUGCAAAGCUCUUAAAACCGCUGGAAACCGCAACUAUCCGUAUCCGCAAACUUUCGUAGUCGCAACCACAACCGCCGGCAUUUGAACCGGUCAGAUCCUAAGACAUCGAAAUAAAGUUAACCAACCGCAAUCCUCGCCUUUCUGCCGCAGACCGGUCAACCAGACUUCAAACCAGACCUCAGGCAAGAACAGAUCUACCACCUCCACCUCGCCUUUCUCCGAUAGACUUAAGAGACUAUUUGGAAAACCCUAAAAUGCCGCUUCCACCGAACGCAAUCCCUACAUCCACCGUGCCAUGACUCCAACACUAAUUUGCAUUUUUAAUUUCUUAGUUGAAGACUCCAACUUGAAGUAAGGGUAAUUUGUUUUCCCAUAUACAUAAAAAACCCUCAAAUUCACUAUGUAACCAAAACACUCCCUUCUCCUUAUUUAUUUUCGUAUCUCUCUCUCUAACCUCUGAUUAAACAUUUAAUUGUUUUUUAAAUGUCUUGUUUUUUCAAUUAAAUGUGUAGUUGGGAAAAAAGCUACUAAUUUUAGUUUUGAAAUCAUAAUACCAAUUUCAUUUUCCGAUAAAUAAAGCUACUAGUAUUAAAAUGUUCGUCCUUUUCUUCACAAGAAACAAAAACAGCGCUGGUGAAUUCAAUGAACAUUUACACACUUUCAAAGAGUUUGGUAGUUAUUAAAUUCUAAUAAUGGAGAAAAUUAAUAUUUUUUUAUCAAUUUCUUCACCUUUUUCGAUGCAUAUAUGGUCCACAUUAUUGGAAACUGUUUGAGAAAGGCAUAAACUAUGGAUGACUAUCUUUACAAAAAUAUAUAUUAUUUAUUUGCCAAAAUUUAUGAUUGCUUCCUCCGUUUCUAAAAGAUCUAUGUUUUAGAAGAAAAAAAUUAUUUCAAAAAGAUAUAUUUUUCAUAUUUACAAUGCAUAAAUUAAAUAUAAAUUGUAAGCUUCAAAAAACAUAAUUGUAUUUAUUAAAAUUUUAUUGGUGAAAACUUGUGGAAAAUAGUUAAUUGCGGAAAAUAAUGUAUUUGUAACUAAAAUUUGAUGUAUUUUUUUAAUAAGUGUGAAAAUCUUAAAAUAUGGAUCUUUUAAAAACAGAAAGAAUAUAAUUUUUCUUUUUCUUACCUUAAAUGUCAGGCUUUUAGCCUAUUAAAAACUGUAGCAAAAUAAGUAAUGUCAAUAUAUAUAUAACAAAUUUGAAAUUACAGUCAGAUAUCCACGUACAUUGAAGCAUAUAUAGAUGACCUAUAUAAGAUGGUUUGUCAUACCAUAUUCACAUUAUUUUUAAAAUAAUAGAAAUUAUCUCAUAUAUAUUUCUAAAUUCUCUAAAUCAAACAAUGUUGUUUGGUUAUUUACAAUCAACAUUGUUCUCAGUAUAGUAUAGUCCAAUAGCUGUUAUGUUGUAUGUACAUAAACGGUGAGAAUAGAAGGUGAAGUACCCAGUGUCGUGCGAAGAGUUUAAGGGGCCUAAGGCAAGUUCUAAAAAUAAACUUAUUUACAACUGUAAUGAAAAUAAUUUUCUAAUAUGAUAUAUUAUUUUCACCAAAUACACAAGUCUAAUACUGUAAAAAAAUAAGUUUAUAACGUAAAUAUGUUAUAUUAUGUUAUAUAGAAAAAAAAUACAUGAAUUCAGAAAAUGAGUUAAUUAAUUUUCGUAGAAAUGUUUUUUUUUAAUAAGUCUAAACCACUAGAUUAGAAAUUAUUUUAAAUUUUGGGGCCCUAAAAAUAGUCAUAUUAAUCGGGGGCCUGAGGCAAAUGCCUUUUUCAAUACACUGUAGGCACGCCUCUGGAAGUACCAUUUAUUAGCAUUUUCAGUCGUCGCCCAAACAUUACAUUAUGGUACUGUAGUUUUGAGUCCGACAAAGUUAAUACAUGCCUCUUCAACCGAUUAAAGUAGAUGUGUUAAGAGUUUUUUAUUACCAUCUGGCAUACUCUCUUUGUUCCUGAUCUGUUUCAUCUCAAAUGAGACACCAAAAUGACAUCAUUUUAUUAAAUUUGGUGAUUUGUAAAUAGAUUAUAAAAGACUAAUAUUAUUGGUAGUUUUAGUUUAUAGUUGAAAGCAAAUGAUGCUAUUUUCUCUUUUCUUACAUUAGUUAACACUAAAAUAUUAUUUUAUUUAUAUUUAAUAAUUUAACUUAAUGAAUAUUGGGGAUGAUUGGUAAGAACUGUAGCUUUAUAUUUUUUUCUGUAGAAUUUAAUCUGUAGAUUUAUUUGCUGUAGCUUUCAUUGUUGUAACUUUCUAAAGCACUAAUUUUUUGUUCUGAAAAUAAAGCUCUCUACCGGCGUAUUUUGAUUUUGUUCAGAUUUUUUUCCUGUGAGUAUUUUAAGGAAAGUAAAGUUCGAUUGGUUGACAUAUAUAACUCUAGUUUUAGCAAAUGUUCCAAAUAUAAUAUAUUGUAUAUAUAUGUUCAUGUCAUUGAAAUUUAGUUAUAUACCAUAUAAAAUAAAUAAAAUGAUUGUUUUGAUUUAUUUACAAGAUGUAUUGUUUUGAUUUAUGUAUUUAUUCUAAUUUAAUUAUAUACAUAAUACGUAAAUGAAUACAAAUAGAUAAUAAUAUCCCGCGCAACUGUGAGGAUCUUAAGCUAGUUUGAUAGAGUUUGACGAUACAAAAUAUCACUAUCAAUCCAGGUAAUAAAUUUAAUGAAAUCGGGAAAAUGUACGCCAUUUUUGUUUUGCUAGAUUUUCUUGUAAAGAAAUUAAAAGGAUAUACAUAUAAUUCAUUUAUUUAUUUUUUGUGUCAAAACAUUCAUUAAAGUAUAUGUAGCUAAACUUUUUUUUACCUUUUUAUUAUUUCCUCAUCCAAAAUUAUGAUUAAAUGUAGCAUCAUCCUUUGCUACUAUUUCUUGUUACAUAUAAUUAUACCGAUAUUUUGUUACCUCUCCACAAAGUGUCACCAUCAAGUAGUCACUUAUGAUUUUUAUGAAUUUGACUACUCUUGAGUCUUGAGUCCCCUCAUCCCCGGAACUACAGCCUUCACUUAUAUAUCAACAUUCUGACAUCAAAACUCUUUUUUUUUUAGAAUAUAUCAAUAACUCUCUUGCUUCUUUUUCUUUUAUAUUACACAUUCUUGAUGCUUCAGAGGUCUGUAAAGAUUUUUUUGUCUGAAGAAACAAUGGAGGAGAAGAAACCGAAUCUUGAUGCUCCGUCUCUAUCCGUGAGACGAAUUCCAACGAAACUAGAGAAUCCAAGCGACUCAGAGAACACCAAGAAGAUUACAACGACGAUCAGGAGGAGAAAAGUCAAAGAUUCAUGUCAAGAAACUGAGCAUGGAACUGUGGUUCGGUUAUUACAAGAUGACAAGAGCUUCGAUCAUGUAGUGGAACCAUCUUUAGUUCCAUUUGUGUGGGAACAAACACCUGGAAAGCCAAAGGAUCAUCAUACACUACUCCAAGAAUCAGACCUAAUCAAAGCAUUGGAUAUGGUUUCUUCAACCGCAAGCUUUUCUGUUAACUGUAGUACAAACGGAGUAAGUGAUGAGUUCGAGAACAAUGGAGGCAGACCAAGCAGUGUAUCAAAAGAUGACGUCAAUCUUGAAUAUCGUGACCUCAUCAUGGCGAGAUUUUUACCAGCUGCUAAAGCGAUUGCCUUGAAACAGAAGAAAGGAUCUUAUAGAGACCAAGAAGAGAAGAUGAUGAAGAAAAAGAAAAAGAAACGGAUCAUUGCUCUACAGAGAGUCUCCAUGGCCAUAAAUCAAGAUUUAAACAAUGAUGGUCAUGAUCAUGUUGAAGAAGCAGUCCACUCAAGUGACCCCAAGAAGGCUAUGUUUGGGUUCUUGCCACAGUUAUGUUCCAAGAACUCACUGGAUGUUCUUAAUCCGGUUCUUUUUCGGAUCAAAACUUGUCAGAAUGUUGCGGUAAGUUCUAGCAAAAUCAUAAACCCUAAAACACAAUAUUCUGUUUAUAAAACCAAACCAGCAUCAUCAACAAUAAUCGUGAGAUCAAACAAGGCUAUGAGCAAGUCUCAAGAAACCUCUCCAAUACCAAGAUUUUCAGAAAAGCUUUCCACAACUUCGAGGUUGCAAAGAACAUCGAGUACUCAGAUCAAGAGACAAGAUACGAGGUUUCUUUCGGAGGGGGUAAAGAGAAUGAGGAACAGAAACAAAAACAGGUCAGGGAAUAUCUCUGUUUCUCAACCUCCGUUGCCUAAAACUCCUUCAGAGUCUUGGCUUUGCCGUACACUUCCGAGAAGUUCGACAGUCAGCACCGUCGUCCCUGGUCAAUUACCCGUCCUUCUAUCCGGUCAAGACACCGGUUUGAGGAAGAUGAUGGAUCAAAAGUCUAUUAAAUGGGAGACGAUUGUAAAAACAUCGUAUAAACACCAUGACAAUGUACGCUACUCAGAGGAGCUCACUGUUGUUCAUCCCUCUCGUCAACACAAACCAUAAACCGGAAUCUUCUUUUCCGGUACAGUAAAAUUUAGUGAUAUUUAUUUAAUGUUGUUAUUACGAUUGUGGUAUGUGUGUGUUAAAGAAGAAAAAUAAUCUGUACAAGAGGUAAUAAUGUCGGAUCAAUCCAAACUCCGUGUCGGACCAGUUUGGGUUAGCUCGGAAAUAUAGUGCCACAUAUCAACAUUUAUUAUUAUCACCACCAGUAUCUAAGGAUGUGUAUGUGUAUUGAUUCAAACAUUUGGAAUGAUUUUUUUUUAAACGAAAAUUUCAUUUUAUUUUAAAAUAUUA